Molecule: messenger RNA, 1366 nt
Organism: Juglans regia (Persian walnut)
Lineage: Eukaryota; Viridiplantae; Streptophyta; Magnoliopsida; Fagales; Juglandaceae
Product: serine/threonine-protein kinase SAPK10-like
Exons: 8
Coding region: 120-923 (267 amino acids)
Biological process (GO): intracellular signal transduction; protein phosphorylation
Cellular component (GO): nucleus
Molecular function (GO): ATP binding; protein serine/threonine kinase activity
Source: RefSeq, a predicted model, not a curated record
CUUUGUUGCAGAUAGAUGAAAAUGUUAAAAGAGAAAUCAUUAAUCACAGGUCUCUGAGGCAUCCAAACAUUGUUAGGUUUAAAGAGGUGAUUUUAACCCCCACCCAUCUGGCGAUUGUUAUGGAAUAUGCAUCUGGAGGAGAGCUUUUUGAGCGAAUAGGCAGUGCUGUGCGCUUUAGUGAGGAUGAGGCACGGUUUUUCUUUCAACAACUUAUAUCUGGAGUCAGCUACUGCCAUGAAAUGCAAGUAUGUCACCGGGACUUGAAGCUGGAAAACACGUUGUUGGAUGGAAGCCCAGCUCCUCGGUUGAAGAUAUGUGAUUUUGGGUAUUCCAAGUCUUCGGUUCUUCAUUCACAACCAAAGUCAACUGUGGGAACUCCUGCCUACAUUGCUCCAGAAGUACUGCUAAGGCAAGAGUAUGAUGGCAAGAUUGCAGAUGUGUGGUCAUGUGGGGUGACCUUAUACGUGAUGCUGGUGGGAGCAUAUCCUUUCGAGGAUCCUGAUGAACCAAAGGAUUUUCGCAGGACUAUACAAAGAAUUCUCAGUGUCCAGUAUUCCAUUCCCGACGGCAUUCAAAUAUCUCCUGAGUGUCGUGACCUGAUCUCAAGAAUUUUUGUUUUCGAUCCUGCAACGAGGAUCACCAUUCCUGAAAUCAAGAACCAUGAGUGGUUUUUGAAGAAUCUUCCAGCGGACUUGAUGGAUGAAAGAAUGAUGAGCAACCAGUUUGAAGAGCCAGACCAACCAAUGCAGAGCAUUGAUGUGAUCAUGCAGAUAAUUGCUGAGGCCACCAUUCCAGCAGUUGGGACUAAUAGCCUCAACCAGUAUUCGAUAGACAACCUGGAUAUGGAUGAUGACAUGGACGACUUGGAUUCUGACUCGGAGCUUGAUAUCGACAGCAGUGGGGAGAUAGUCUACGCACUGUGACACCUCUUCUGCAUGAUAGUGAGUUCUUUGGGCCUAGGGCUGUGUGAAGAUCUAACUAAGAGAGUUUGGUAGUAGUGUCUCUGGUAGAUUAGAGUAGAUAAGACCUUAGAGAAGUGUGUAAUGUUAGUACUUAUAAAAAAAAAAAAAAUUGUGUAAUGUUAGUGUCAGCAGUGCUCCUUGAAGUGGUGUUUAUAACAUGAAGCUUUUCACCUUUCUGUCUCUGGAGUUUGAUUUUUACAGCUUUAUAAAGGAUGGUGGUGGAUUAAAAUCGGACCGGAGCUGUUGUAAGCCACCCCUUCUCAUUCCCGGUUGAACGCUUGUUUGUUUGUUUGUUGUUUUCGCAUUCUGUUCUUUGUGUUGUGGCUUAAAUACAUGGAUGUAUACUUCAACAAUUCUUGUGCAAUUUUCAUUAAAUUUAGCAGUGUAGUUUUUUCAUUGUAUCA